Molecule: messenger RNA, 4041 nt
Organism: Ustilaginoidea virens
Lineage: Eukaryota; Fungi; Ascomycota; Sordariomycetes; Hypocreales; Clavicipitaceae
Exons: 2
Coding region: 1-4041 (1346 amino acids)
Cellular component (GO): membrane
Molecular function (GO): ATP binding; ABC-type transporter activity; ATP hydrolysis activity
Source: RefSeq, a predicted model, not a curated record
AUGGAUGCAUCCGAAAACCGUGGCACCGACGACGCAGACUCGUCGAGCUCGCCGUACGUGAUCUCACUUGGUAGGGAAAUUCCCCCCGAAGAAUACAGUUUCUACCUUUCGGAAUCGGUGACCUGUCCCAGCAUCCUGUUCCUUGACGAUGUCCCCGCUGUCCAUGUCCAAGUGCGCGGUCUAUCAGUCUCUCUCAACACCGCCCCGUCAUGGCUCGAGCCCGCUACCUACCCGGACUUAAUAUGCGGCAAGUUCGACACGGCCCCUCGCAGCAAAACUCUGCUGCAUUCGGUGGCUGCCGACAUGCGUCCCGGAACCUUGACGGCCAUCAUCGGCGGCAGCGGUUCCGGUAAAACCACACUCCUGAAUGCCAUGGCAGAGCGCACCACCAGCUGGAGACUGAAUCAGGAGGGAGCCGUAACCUUCAACGGCCAGUUGGGUGUCCACAGUGCUCGCCACGCCUACGUCAUGCAGCAAGACAGCUUGGUGCCAACACUCACGGUGCGCGAGACACUCCGGUACGCGGCUGCGCUACGUCUUCCCGCAACAACCUCACGGGAGCAUCGCAAUGGCGUGGUGGAACAAGUCCUUUGCGAACUGGGGCUGAACAAAUGCGCAGACACCAGAAUCGGCAACAGCCGGAACCGUGGUUGCUCGGCAGGGGAAAAGAAACGCGUCAGUAUUGGAGUUCAGCUGCUGGCGAAUCCAUCCGUUUUGUUUCUCGACGAGCCCACGAGCGGGUUGGAUGCCACGAGUGCGCAUCUGCUCAUGCACACUCUCAAAUCCCUGGCCAGCCAAGGCCGUACGGUCAUCACAACCCUCCAUCAGCCUCGAUCCGAGAUUUGGCAUUUGCUUGACAACCUCGUCGUCUUGUCCGAAGGUGCACCCAUGUAUGCCGGCUGCGUCCUGGAUUGUCUCCACUGGUUCCAGGAGCUAGGCUUCACCUCGCCGCAGUUUGUGAAUCCAGCCGAUUUCGUCAUCGACUUGACCGCCAUCGACAAGCGCACUCCAGAACUUGAAGCGGAAUCCACUGAUAGGUUAAAUGGCCUGAAGUCUGCAUGGGCUGAGGAGAGUACCAUUUUAUAUCGGUCCGAAGACCCUGAUGCUUCAUAUACCGGACAGAAGCCUGUGGCAAACACGCAACAUGCCGGCCCGUUCCUCCGCCAGCUGCGAUUGUUAACGGUUCGAACUCUUAAAGUAACGCAUCGAGAUGCGCUUGGAAAAACAGCAACCUGGGUCGAGGCAAUCUUCAUGGGUCUUCUGACUGGGUACAUAUUUAAUGGCCUCGGGCGCGAUCAGAUGGGGAUCAGGUCUCGCGAGGGAGGAUUGUAUAUUGCGACUGUCUUGCAAGGCUACUUUAUUCUCCUGCUCGAGGUGUACCGGAUGACCAUCGACAUUCGCACUUUUGACAACGAGUCGGCGGACGGCUGUGUCGAUGCCCUGCCGUUUGUGCUCUCUCGCCGACUUGCUCACUUGCUCACCGAGGACUUGCUCGUGCCGGCUGUAUAUUCCGCCCUGGUGUACUUUCCGGCCGGGUUCCAACUCACCUCGACCCAGUUCCUCACUUUCCUUGCCAUUACAGUCAUAAAUCAUUCCGUUUGCGUUUCUUGCGCCAUGACAAGCGUCGUUGCUGCGCGCCGUUUUGCCAGGGCUUGCUUGCUAGCCAAUCUGGUGUAUACGUUGCAGAUCCUUGUUUGCGGAAUGCUUAUUCAGGUCAACACCAUGUCUGUAUACGUACGGUGGCUUAGAUGGAUUUCCUUUGCUUUCUACGCCUUUAGCUCCUACGCAGGCAACGAGUUCCAGGGCAACUUUUACGAGUGCCCGCUUCCAGGCGGUCCCUUAAACCCAGCUUGCCAGCCGUACUCCGGUGACUUUGUCAUGGAGUCGCUUGGAUUCCCUAGCAACUGGGUUGCUCGCCCCAUAAUCAUAUUGACGUCGUUUCUCGCCUUUUUUACCAUUUUGUCAGUCUUAGGUUUGCGGUUCCUCAAAGCUGAUACAUCAAUUUCUCGGUCCCAGACCUCGGACACGGACUUGUCGGCAGGAAAGGAGAAGAUGACGGAGCGCAUGUUCCAGGAGACGGGGAUGAUUGACCUUGGUUUGGACGGGCUUGCCCUUGUCCUCGAUAAGAGGAACGGCUCUGGGAAAUGGCAGCCGAAGAAAGUUAUCCUGUACCCUGUGACGACCACCUUUCGAGCCGGCGUGCUGAGUGUCGUCAUGGGCCCGUCUGGGAGUGGAAAGACGUCGUUGCUGAACGCAAUGGCGUUGCGACUUCGAAAUACGGUGCGCGCAAAGUACCGGACUUUUGGACAUGUGACCUUCAACGGGUCUGUUCCCUCGGAUUCGGUUAUCCGAUCGGUCUGCUCCUACGUCUGCCAAGAUGACGACGCCCUGCUUCCGUCGCUGACGGUACGCGAAACGCUAAGAUUUGCAGCCGGUCUUCGACUCCCCUCCUUCAUGCGCACCGAUGAGAAAAACCGGGUGGCGGAGGACGUUAUUAUGAAGAUGGGAUUGAAGGACUGCGCAGACAAGCUGAUUGGAAGCGACACGAUCCAAGGAAUUUCUAGAGGAGAAAAGCGCCGCGUCUCAAUCGGCAUACAGAUCCUCACCAACCCUCGGAUCCUGCUUCUGGACGAGCCAACAUCAGGCCUGGACGCUUUCACGGCCAGCUCCGUCAUGGAAGUGCUGCAGGGCCUGGCAAACGAAGGCCGCACUGUCAUUAUGACAGUUCAUCAAGCUCGGUCGGAUCUUUUCCAUCGUUUUGGUGACGUUGUGCUACUGGCAAGCGACGGGUUGUCAGUCUUCCUCGGACCUGCGAGCCAGAUGCUGGAGCAUUUCUCCCACUUUGGUUAUAAUUGCCCAACGCAGACCAAUCCAGCUGAUUUUGGUAUUGACAUGGUCACUAUCAAUGAGCAGCAGGAUGAACGGGAAGCGAAAACUCGCGAUAGGGUGCAGAAGCUGAUUGAGGAAUGGACUCGGAGUUACGCAGAAGGUCGCUGGCAGCCGUUUGGUGAUGCGGUAUGCGGCAUCCCGGAAGGCGGCGAGGCAAACAAUAACGAGGACGGUAAAGACCACACUAUAGUGGUCCAGCAGGGAAACGCGCCACUAAACGGGCAAAACGGUCCCUCGUCACCACGGCUCAGCAAGGCAAAACUCUUGACCCCCGCCGAACUGGCCGCGCUUAUUGGGAGACGACCAUCCAUCCUCACUACGCUGCCAUUGCUUGUCCAGAGAGCUUUCAUCAACAUCCGCAGACAGCCGCAGCUCGUCAUGGCGCGCAUCAGGCAUUGCGUAGGCUUGGCCGUGUUGCUUGCCAUCUUUUUCGCGCCCAUCGGCAACGACUACUUCGCAGUGCAAACUCGCAUGGGCUUUGUGCAGGCAGUCGGGGCCUUUUAUCUCGUGGGAAUGCUGCAGAACGCCGUAGCGUACCCCUUCGAGCGCGACGUCUUUUACCGCGAGAACGACGACGGGGCGUAUGGCGCCGGCGCAUUCCUCGCCUCGUACACGCUCGUCGAAGUGCCCCUGGAACUGCUCAGCUGCAUGGUGGUCAGCGUCCUCAGCACAUUUGCCGUCGGCCUUCCCAGAAACAUGGCCAUGUACGGGGCUUAUUCAAUUGCCUGCUUCGGCCUAGUGUCGUGCGGCGAGUCCCUCGGCAUCAUGUUCAACACUCUUUUUGGACGCUCCGGCUUUCCGCUCACCCUGAUGGGGUUUGUGCUGUCAAUCGCGAUGGCCAUGGCCGGGGUGUUCUCUAUUGAUAUGCCGCGAUGGUUGCAGGCGGUGAAUUUUUUGUCUCCGAUUCGAUAUGCUACGCGGGCUGUAGCUCCGUUAUCGCUUCGGGACGUCCAGUUUACAUGUACGGAUGGGCAGCGAUUGCCGGUUGGACGGUGUCCCAUUGAAACGGGGCAGCAGGUUCUGGAGCUGUACGGGUUUGAUGUCGACCCGUGGGUGAAUGCCGCGUGUCUGGCGGCUUGUAUUGUUGUGUAUAGGUUGAUGGCGUGGGCUCUGCUGAAGAUGGCGCGGGCGCGGUGGGCAAGUCGCAGGUAG